AUGGACUCUCUCAGCACUGUGACUGACCUCUAUGAUCCACUGCCUCCUGGACAUGUCCGCCUCCUAGACUUUACCAACGCCCAGUAUCAAGAUGGCGACAUCUCAUGCUCGCUCUUCUCCGCCUGCCUGGACUCCGCGCCAGACUAUGCCGCCCUGUCGUAUGCGUGGAAGGAAGAGGGCGAGUCGGAUCCCGAAGGCCGCCUCAUCGUCAAUGGACUUGCAGUGGAAGUCCAAAGUAACCUGUACAACGCCAUCAGGUCGUUGUGCAACACGAUGCGCGCCGAUGAGCUAAUGCUAUGGGUGGACUUCAUCUGCAUCAAUCAGGCCGAUCUGGAUGAGCGUGGUCACCAGGUCCAGCUAAUGAGACGGAUAUACGAGCAAGCGACGUAUGUCGUUGCAUGGCUGGGCUUGCCUCACCGGGACGAACAGAUACAAAAAGCUAUUGAAUUUAUGGAGUUCUUCACCACCGUGCACAACAAUCACCCUGGAGCCGAGCCCUUGGCGAGCUUUUGA
This is a messenger RNA of Zasmidium cellare ATCC 36951, 513 nucleotides long. RefSeq lists its product as uncharacterized. NCBI's taxonomy places the organism in Eukaryota, Fungi, Ascomycota, Dothideomycetes, Mycosphaerellales, Mycosphaerellaceae. The record is from RefSeq and is a predicted model, not a curated record. The coding region runs from base 1 to 513 and encodes 170 amino acids. The transcript has a single exon.